Messenger RNA from Ciona intestinalis (vase tunicate), 812 nucleotides. RefSeq names its product claudin-1-like. The record is from RefSeq and is a predicted model, not a curated record. Gene Ontology annotation, cellular component: bicellular tight junction. Gene Ontology annotation, molecular function: structural molecule activity. Lineage: Eukaryota; Metazoa; Chordata; Ascidiacea; Phlebobranchia; Cionidae.
UUCGAUUUUUAGACGUUUUUAGUUCGUUUGAAAAUACUGAAAUAUGUCCCAAGCGUCUGCUAUUACUAUUGUAAUCGAACUGAUUGGUUUAACUGCUGGAUUCUUCUCCGUAUGCGGAUCCCUUUGGUGUUUGCUAGACCCAUGCUGGAAAAUCACAAGUCAGGAUUUGUCUGUUCAACCAUACGACGUGUGUUACGGAAUAUGGGUCGGGUGUACCAUUCCUUCAGAUGGAAGCUGGAUAUGUGACGGUUAUUAUGGGAAGACGGUCAUAGACCUCAACAUUAGCGCUCGCCAGCAUUUUUGCAGAGCGGCAACUAUAUCGUGUAUUAUAUUAACUUCAUGUUCUCUGCUGCUCGGUGCUAUUGGCAGUCAUUGCUGUGUCCUUAAAUCUAUUGACAACGGACAUAAACGGUUAUACCGAUGUCUUACAGGGUGGUUCUUCCUAAUUUCAGGUUGCUUAGUUGCUUCGGCUGGCUCGUGGUACCUUGCAGAGAUAUAUUACGAACGAGUGUGGUAUUACAGGGUCGGGCCGACUGGACUUGGUUAUACCAUCGGCAGAGCGAUUUUCGUUGCUCUCGCUUCUGGAGUGUUAGAUUUGAUAGCAGGAGCUUGCUUCACUUUGUGCUCUCACGACGGCUGCUGUGGAAGUCACAGCUCACAAGACACAGACUAUGGGCACAGUGACUACCACACACGCAACAGGAAAACCUUACCACCACUUCAGCAGCGCAAAAAUAACCGAAAAGAAUACAAGCCGAACGAAGUUAUGACCGAAUACAUUUGAAUAACAUAUCGGUGCCAUGUAUUAUCGG